AUGUCUGUGGAGACAGUGGAGGCCUUCGACCCAAACCCCACCCUUGGGGCGCUGCUCAUUGGGACGCUGCUUGGCUCGAUUCUGUUUGGAGUUACCACGGCGCAGGCGUACAUCUAUUACAAGCGCUUCCCGGACGACCACUGGGCGAUCAAAGCGACUGUAGUCCUGGAGCGCGGGCGGGUGCACGAGUCGACGAGGACGUUUUUGGACAAACUCAUAUUGUGGUCCCUGGAAACUGGAUUGAUCACUUCAUCGUUUUCGCUCAUAACGGUCAUCCUGUUCCACACAAUGCCUAAGAACUUGUUCUCCAAUUCCUUUUUCGCAAGCUUAAACUCUCGCACCGUCCUCCGCGAGCUGCGUGAUAACAAGAACGGGCAGAUGCUCAGCUGGACAAAUCCUGCACUCCGCCAAACGGCAACAGCACCACAGCAACUGCCCAUCUCUGUCUCGGUUGCGGUGCAUACGAUGCAGGACGUGGACUCGGAUCAGGACACAGAGCUGACGUUGAUGCCUGUGAAAGAGACGGAACACUGUUGA
This is a messenger RNA of Mycena indigotica, 537 nucleotides long. RefSeq lists its product as uncharacterized. Lineage: Eukaryota; Fungi; Basidiomycota; Agaricomycetes; Agaricales; Mycenaceae. The coding region runs from base 1 to 537 and encodes 178 amino acids. The transcript has 11 exons. The record is from RefSeq and is a predicted model, not a curated record.